Tricharina praecox is the source of this 418-nucleotide messenger RNA. RefSeq lists its product as uncharacterized. The transcript has a single exon. The record is from RefSeq and is a predicted model, not a curated record. NCBI's taxonomy places the organism in Eukaryota, Fungi, Ascomycota, Pezizomycetes, Pezizales, Pyronemataceae. The coding region runs from base 84 to 380 and encodes 98 amino acids.
UUUUUCUUAUGUGUGCGCGCUCUGGUUGCUUGUUUGGUUGUUUGCUUGGUCGGUCGGUCCGAGGUCGGUCGGUCGGUCUGUAGAUGUACGUAUAUACCCGGGGUUUUGCUUUGGCUUUGGUUGUUCAUUUUCGUUUCUUUGUCACUAUUUUUUCUUCUCCUUUUAGUGUGGGUUUCGAUUCGAUCUCGUUUUUUCUUUUUUCUUUCUGUUUGGGACUCUUUUUUUUCAUCUUUUCGUUUGCUUCUAUUUGGUUUUCUGGUUUGGGAUACCUAUAUUGUUUUUUACUCAUUCCAUUGACUACUACUUUCUAUGCAUGCGGCGCGAUGGGAUGUGGGAUCUUGUGGGAUAUGGGAUGUGAGAUGAUGGACAUUUAUAUAUGAAGGGGUGUGAUGGGGAAGGGGGAUUGGGGAAGGCGGGU